Puntigrus tetrazona (Sumatra barb) is the source of this 716-nucleotide messenger RNA. RefSeq names its product R-spondin 4 (gene rspo4). Lineage: Eukaryota; Metazoa; Chordata; Actinopteri; Cypriniformes; Cyprinidae. The transcript is spliced from 5 exons. The coding region runs from base 27 to 716 and encodes 229 amino acids. The record is from RefSeq and is a predicted model, not a curated record.
UGUUACGGAACCUGUUCCUUGUCCAGAUGCAUUGGCAACUUUUGGCUCUCUUCUCCCUUGUUUGUCAGACGCUUAUAUUGACGUUAGCUGCGAGAAAACGAAGUGAGAGCUGGCGACAGGACUGCAGGAGCUGCCUGGAGUGUUCGAAGGAAAAUGGCUGCCUGCGCUGUUCUGAGCGCCUCUUCCUGUUCCUGAACAGAGAUGGCAUGAGCCACCACGGCUCUUGUGUUCACUCCUGUCCCUCCGGACACUUCGGCCUCCGAAGCAAAGAUCUCAACCGCUGCAUGAAAUGCAAAGCUCCGGAGUGUGAGAGGUGUUUCAACAAAGACUUCUGCACCAAGUGCAAGGGAGGAUAUCUGCUCUUCAAAGGCAAAUGCUUCAAAAACUGUCCAGAGGGCACAUUUCCUCAGUCCACAGACUGCGUUGAAGGAUGUGUGCUCGGUAUCUUUGGGUUUUGGGGUGAAUGGAGCCCAUGCCAGCAAAACGGUCUGAGCUGUGGUGUCAGAUGGGGGCAGCAGAGCAGGACCCGUGAGUUGUCCAGAAACAUGCCUGGAGAGACAGAAGCGCUCUGCCCGCCUCAGACUGAGAGCAGAAAGUGCAGGAUGAAUAAAAAAGGUCCAAAAGAAAAAAGGAAAAAUGUAAGGAGAGAAGAAAGAAGAAAGACACAGAAACUGCUGAAGCUCUUUGGAAACAAAACUGUCACAGAACUUCCAUGA